AUGGCUGAGCCUAGCCGUGGUGAAAACUCUGGCUCUAAAGAUGCGUCAGUGCCUCCUUCCGAGCCUCCAGCAGGUGAAGAUGCCAAGCCUGCUGAGCCUGCCGCAAAAGCCACGCCAAAUGCAGCUGGUCAGAAAAGGCCAGCGCCGGAUGGUGGUCCGGCCAAAGCUGCGAAGCGACAAAAGGUGGAAAUGACGGUCGGUGACAAAGGCGUUUUCUUCACCACCGUCAAUUCAGGCAGCGCUGUCAACGCGAAGCGCGAUCUUCAAAAAAUGCUUCACGACCUGCAGGAACCUGGGUCAACAGCAUCAAGGCCGGAGGAUGCUGCGCAAGCCUCCAAGCCCAAGUUUAUGCCGUGCACAGAGGCAGGCAAGGGGGCCGGAUUUCUCAAGCUGAUCCAGCCCGAUGCGGUGGUACCAUCCAAGGUAGUCAGCCAGAUGUUGGAAGCCCAAAGAGCAGACUUCCAGUCUACAGGCAUGGCCACUGCCUCAAGGCUGUUGUGUAGGGUUCUACCCCUUGACCAUACUUGUAAACCGUUUUUGGAGGAUUUCCGCAAGCUGGCCGAGGAGGUGCUGCCUCCUCAUCUCGGCCCUGAUGCUGCCGCAACAACUUGGGCCUUAGAGUUCAAAGCGCGAAAUACAAAUACACUAAAGAAAGAGGCCGUCCUGGAAGUGGUGGACGCCAUAGUUCCCAAGGGCAUGCGGAUCUGCAAAGAGGACAUGGCCUUGCAGUCAGCUGAUACGCUGUAG
Symbiodinium pilosum is the source of this 747-nucleotide messenger RNA. NCBI's taxonomy places the organism in Eukaryota, Dinophyceae, Suessiales, Symbiodiniaceae. The record is from the annotation of a GenBank genome assembly.